UUGCUUCUAGCACCAUCUUUAACAAUCUCUUUCCGGCUAGCUUUCGAAGAAAGAUGCCUUCCGUAACGCUUAAGGACGUUGAUCAACACAAAUUCGUAAAAGCUUUUGCCGCGUUCUUGAAAAAGACAGGUAAAAUGCGAGUUCCAGAAUGGGUAGAUAUUGUAAAAUCUGCACGAUUCAAGGAACUUGCUCCAUAUGAUCCAGAUUGGUAUUAUAUUAGAUGUGCUGCUUUAGUUCGUCAUAUUUAUAUUCGAAGUCCAAUUGGUGUUGGAGCAGUAACAAAAAUUUUUGGAGGACGCAAACGUAAUGGUACUCAUCCUAGCCAUUUCUGUCGAUCGGCAGGUGGUGUUGCUCGCAAAGCUCUACAGAGUUUGGAACAACUCAAACUCAUUGAAAAAUCUCCAGUUGGUGGACGUAAACUUACCAGUCAAGGCCGUAGAGAUUUAGAUCGCAUUGCUGCCCAAGUCAAAGCAAAAAGCAAAAAACAACUUAAGUUACAAGAAACUCUUGUUCUCUAAUUUCUCUAUUUCUAUAAUAAAAAUUAAAAAAUCGUACAUUUA
Apis laboriosa (Himalayan honeybee) is the source of this 560-nucleotide messenger RNA. Its product is annotated as 40S ribosomal protein S19-like. The transcript is spliced from 3 exons. Gene Ontology annotation, molecular function: structural constituent of ribosome; RNA binding. Gene Ontology annotation, biological process: translation; ribosomal small subunit assembly. Bases 54 to 518 code for a protein of 154 amino acids. The record is from RefSeq and is a predicted model, not a curated record. NCBI's taxonomy places the organism in Eukaryota, Metazoa, Arthropoda, Insecta, Hymenoptera, Apidae. Gene Ontology annotation, cellular component: ribosome; cytosolic small ribosomal subunit.